Messenger RNA from Pelobates cultripes (western spadefoot toad), 7226 nucleotides. The record is from the annotation of a GenBank genome assembly. Lineage: Eukaryota; Metazoa; Chordata; Amphibia; Anura; Pelobatidae.
AUGCCAUCUCUUCCUGGACACCUGCUAGUUAUCUUGCUGGCCAUAUUUUUCCCCACCUGUGAGGGGCGCUGUUAUUUCCAGGCUCGAGGUAAGUAGCAAAUAUGGUGUGCAAAUGUUCAUUCGUAUAAGCUUGAGAGAGAAUAGGCAUGUAACACACAGUAUGUAAGCAUGGGGGGGCAUGGUCAUGUAACACACGUUCCUAUGUAAAGGUGAGGAUAUGGUCAUGUAACACGCAUGUUUCUGUGUAAAGGUGAGGACAUGGUCAUGUAACACGCAUGUUUCUAUGUAAAGGUGAGGACAUGGUCAUGUAACACGCAUGUUUCUGUGUAAAGGUGAGGACAUGGUCAUGUAACACGCAUGUUUCUGUGUAAAGGUGAGGACAUGGGCAUGUAACAUGCAUGUUUCUAUGUAAACGUGAGGACAUGGUCAUGUAACAUGCAGGUUUCUAUGAUAACGUGAGGACAUGGUCAUGGAACACACAUGUUUCGAUAUAAUUGUGGGGGGAUGGUCAUGUAAGAUAAAUUAUUAUGUAGUAGGAGUGUUUCACCAAGUUUCUGUGUAAGCAUGAGGGCAAAAAUCAAUGUAAUAUGCGUGUUUCGAUGUGUGAGGUAUAAUGGUCAUGUAAUAUGCAUGUAUCUAUGUAGGCAUGGGGAGAGUUGUCAUAUAAGACAUGUUUUUAUGUAAGUGUGACUGCAAAUGGUUGUAUAACACAUAUUUAUAUUUCUAAGCAUAAAUGGAAGGGUGAUGGAACAUGUACGUAUCAAUGUGAGUUUGAAUGGACAUGUUAUAAACGUUUCUAUUUCAAUGUGAGGGGGAUGUUCAUGAAACAUACGUUUCUAGAUAAAUGUAAGAGAGAAUGGUUGUGCAACAUGCAUGAUUCAGUGUGUUAAUGGGAAAGGUAACAUUGUCAUGGAACACGUGUCUAUGUAAGCAUGAAGGUGAAUGGUCAUGUAACAUGUUUAUGUGUAAGUGUGAGGGUAAAUGGUAACAGAUCACAUAUUUCUAUGUAAGUGUAGGUGGCAAUGGUCAUGUAACGUAAAUGUGAGAAGAAAUGGUCUUGUUUUUAUAUAAAACGUGGGAGGAUGUAACACACGUUUCUAUCAUGGGGAGGGGGGGGGGGUUUGUCAUGUAACAUGCAUGUCACUAUGCAGGAACGUACCUAAAACAUUUUCUUUUUUGUUAACUGUAUUGCACAAAUUUGUAAACUUUGUAAAGCCCCCUUCUACAAAAGCCCUGUCCUGCCCCUUUCCUACAAAACCCAUGUAGUGCCCCUCCUACAAAAUCCCUGCAUUCACCUUCCAAUUCUCUGCUGAGCCCCUUUAUACAAGACCCCUUUCCCAAUACAAAAUCCCUGCACCCCUCAUAUGCAGUUACAGGCAGACAGUCCCACAUGCUCAGUUAUAGGCAGAGAGUCACACACAGUUACACACACACACACUCUCCGUAAAAGGCAGACACACGGGAACAGGCAGACACACACACACACUUAGUAACAGGCAGACACACACACACACACUCAGUAACAGGCAGACACACACACACACAUACACACACACACAGUAACAGGCAGACACACACAAUCAGUAACAGGCAGACACUCACAUACACACACACACACACUCUCCAUAAAAGGCAGACACACGGGAACAGGCAGACACACACACACACUUAGUAACAGGCAGACACACACACACACACUCAGUAACAGGCAGACACACACACACACACAGUAACAGGCAGACACACACACACACACACUCAGUAACAGGCAGACACACACACACACACACACACACACAGGCAGAAAGCCACAAAGACAGACAGACAGACAGGCAGGCAAUUACCUCUUUCCCUUAUGACUGGAAGAGGGGAGUGGAAGCAGUGCAGUUCCUGUAGUCAAGUUAGUGGGGAGGCAGGGACUCCUUCCUACUUCCUGUGCAGCAGUUACCAGGGGCUUCUGGCCGCUGCCAUUUUAGCCCCACCUCACGAUAAGCUCCGCCCCACGAUUUUUUUUUCAUAGACCCGGCUGGAGAAUAAUGACAUCCUCCACCUGAGCACCUGCUCUAGCUCCCACCCCCCCCUUACCUGCUCUAGCUCCCCCCCUUACCUGCUCUAGCUCCCCCCCCUUACCUGCUCUAGCUCCCCCCCCCUUACCUGCUCUAGCUCCCCUGCACUCCUGUCACCCGGCCAUGUGUGAGCCCUACUUGGUGGCACCUGGGGCGGACUGUCCCCCCCCUUAGUAUGCCACUGUCACUAUGUCAUUGUGGGGGGGGAUGGUCAUGUAACACGCAUGUUUCUAUAUAAUCAUGGGGGGCUGGUCAUAUAGCAUACACGUUUCUGUAUAAAUGUGAGGGGGUUCCAAAUAUUGACGAAGGAACUUUUUAAUCCAGUAUUUGGUUCUGAUACGACAUUUUAGGUAACUAUUUUUCUUUGGUUUCUAUUGUAUUUAUUGGGGCUGGUGUGUGCUAUGGUCGUUGCUGCUGUCCAGGAGUAGUGGGAGUUUUAGUAUAUUUGUAUCACACAGCCAUGUUACAGUGCUGCCGCCCAUCCCAUGUGUUCCCUAUUAAGGUUUAAUAAGUAUGUAGGGGUUUCAAAAUAAAAUACCCUUCUCUGUCUCAUUAGAGAUUUAUUUACCUGAUGCUGAAGGAAGCACGGUGAAUUGUUAAUGUAGGACCCACCUAAGAGGUUUGUCUUAACGUAGCUGGUGGACUAACAUCUAAUGGCCAUUGGAGUGAAACAUAAAUGCUCCAGUUAUGUAAAUAUGCACAGGGAUUUGGGGAAGUGCACAAACAAGGUAGCCUGUUUGUUUGUUGUACUCCUAUAGGGGUGCAAUAUAAUAUAAAGAACUUGUUUUGCUUCCUGCCCUGACCCAGCAGACACCACAUUAAGUUUCCAUUUCUGUUGCCACGGUGUGUGAGAGCUUUGAGCGGAGGGUUAAUACGGGGAAUAUCGUCGUUUUCGUAUAUGCCUAUAAAAGAGGAUGUUUCAGAACAGUCUAUGGUCUCCGGCAGCUGAACAUCAGGCACACGCUCUACAUGAAGAGAAUCAAUGUUUGCAUGGAAGCUGGUGGGAUUACAUUCUCUGAGUGAUGGUUUUAGAAUAUCUCUCAAAAUGUCCGUUAGAUGUACUAAGGUUUGGUAAAUUGCAGUGACCUGUGUAGCCAGUAUAAAAUAUUAAAGAGUGUGAAAUGGUAUCCACCUCUCUCUCCAGCAUCAUGUCAAUACGCAGGACGAAGCUUUGGCUUGGGAGAGUCCUGGCUCGCCAACAACUGUCAGCUCUGUACUUGCCUCCAUCCGGUGGGAGUUGGCUGCUGUGAUAUGUGAGUAUAGGCACAGAGAUUUAUAACCACCGCAUUUUAUAAAUCCCUAUUGUCACAAAUGCACUCUACUUCAAGAGUGUGCGUGACGUAGUUGUGGUGGUGAAAGGGUUAAAGUUCACUAUUUGUGAACUAGACCGGAAAUAAUGACAAAAUCGCCCUCAACACCACCAAGACAAUUUAUAAAUGGGGUGCCUUGGUCCCACAGGUAAAUCAAUAAUAAAAACCCACAAACUAUAACUUUGCACAAUAUUUAAGGAAUUGCAAAAAUACUAGUUUGUCUCUUAAGGCAGAACUUAAUAAAGUAAUAUUUAUUAUGAGCAAAAAAUAGUCACAGUGCAUACAAAAAUAUAGAUGACAAGCAAAUUAUUCUCACCAACAACAGAUAAAAACAAAAGGGAUAAAAUAACAGAAAGUCCUGGGCGGAAAGAGGAGGCCCGGUGGAGAUGGACGGCGCCCCCGCACCAAUUCAAUCCCCCCGACAGAAUACUGCGCAGACACAGGAAGUACCAGAUGAGUAGAUUCCACCCCCUACACGACAGAGACACACUUCCUACGCACCCCCCCCCUCAUUCCCCUCCUACUACAUGACACGUGGACCCGCAAAAGACCCAGGGAGACUCAACCCCCGGAGGCACACAAACUAACUUAUGUCUCCGCUCGAGGCGGAAUCAGUGAGUAGGCAGGCACCGAAAAGGGGGGCCGCGGACCACGGGAUACUGGGGGGGAGAGGGGGAGCAAACCACUAAAGCGACAUACGGACCGACACACCUAGGGGAGGAGGGAAGAGGGCGACCGAGGUACAGGGGGCAUGGACCCACCUCCACCUCAGACGCACAACACCACAACUCAAGCCAGUAGAUCCCAGUUCAGACCACGACAUAUAACAACCAGGACUCCCGCAGUUGGCAGACAAAACCCCACCUACACCACGUCCAGUUGGAUCUGGGACAUAAUAUAACAACCCAGACAAGGUCUACCAGAUGAUCAACGGGGAACGUAAUAAGGCCCCAGGAUUGAUACGAACACGAGUGACACAAACCAAUGACCUGAGGUGACGACGCGACGACUAACACAGACCCCACACGCCGCGCACCUACAUAAUAAGACACUGCAGGACAACACCACACACUCUAGCUACGUCCGCGGACGACUCAAGGACAACUAUUCCUAGAGACCCCAAAUCAGAUCUGCCCAGGGAGAACAGGGGGUGAUCUCACGGUUCCAGGGGCAACACAAUGGGCCCCCACAUGAUUUAGGACUGAACACAUCCACACCAGGCCCAAUACGACCUGAACCAACACACAGCUCAGACACUAACCAGAUUGGAACCCUCAAUCAGAGCCCCUGACGGUGCCCUCCAAGGGUCAGAUCACAACCCAGAGCGGUUGAAACAGGCUAUUUGAUAGCACGCAGGAACCUUGCGGAUUAACCGCAAACCCCAUACACUCUCAAACACACAGUGGACUAGCCCAUUACAAGGCUAACGACACAACACAACACACAAGUAUGCUUAUUGUUUUGUCGAAGCUAAAAAUACGAACACAGCCUAUCAGUAGGUUGCUGAAACCAUCUCAAUGCUGUUAUACACAUAUCUGACCCGUUUAUUUGUGAUAACCUGUUAAAUUGUAACGGAUAUACAUGUUGUGAUUUAAUAACAUAAAAUGAAGAAUGCCAAAAAAAAAAAAAAGAAAGUCCUAAUCACUUACUCUUUAAAGUAAAUACUUCUGCCCAAGGGGGUCUCUGGUAGGAAGGAUGGUGACUCACUUAGAAUUAGAAUCUAUCUCCAAGCAAGUACCCAUAUGUGACGGACACUCCGUCAAUCGAUGCUCCUAGUGCUUACCAAGGACCAUCAGCACCGCACCAGACACCAUAAGCACUGCAGAUCCCACGACCGCCGCAGCUUGGCUGGAAACGUGCCGUCCUCUACCCACCCUGGACCUACGACAAGGCUCCAGAUUCCAGUGGGUGAACCUCUCCUCCAAGAGAGAAGCAGGAACAAGCUCUUAAAAGAGCUUAGUCAUUAUAAUCCCUGGCGAGUAUAGUGAUAUAGCAAUCCCCCCCACACGAGACAAGGCUCUAUGUUGAGGGUAAUCCAAGAAAAGCGCUGAAUGAAGGCAAUAUCCCAAAUCCCCCAGCAACCAGACGAAACAGUUCUGGGAGUCAACUGAGGUUUUAAUCACAAGUUCCAGCUCUGAGGGUUUAUUGAACAGCUUGGUCUUUUAUACAGUUUUCCCCACAAGGUUACCACCCUGGUGGACCUUGUGGGGCACAGGAACAACAAGCCAAUAAAAACAUAGCUUUACAUUCAGUGACAGUGUACACAAUCCCUCCGCUCUGUCUGUGAUAUAAUUAACGAAGACAAUGGACUAACUCAAUUAACUCUAAGCAGAAAAACAAACAAAAAACAAAUUUUUACAAACCCCAAAAUACAACAUAUCCCCACAAAAAAAGUCACAUCCCCUGAUCGCCCCAAUCUGAGUGAACAACAUAUUCAAAAAUCACCCAGAUUGGUUCAGGAAUUUCCAUUGAAGUCUUUUUGCCCCACCGUGCACAUGGUCCCAUGCCCAAAACAGUUCCAUACACUCGACAACAAAACACUGCUGGACAAUUUAAGAUGGCCGCCGCUACAUGUUUGAAAUGGGCAUUGUGCUAAGUCCCAAUAUGCACAAAUAGUGUUUUUAAAAGGCAAUACACCCCAGGGGCCAUGGUCACAGGGCAAGAGGCUGGCAAGCAGGCCUCUCCAAAAGCCAAUUGCCACACCAGACAUUUCAGUAUCAUUGGAUAUAUACCCCCUGUGGAUUACCACGCCUGUGUUCCAGACCAACAUCAAUCCAAAUGGAAACAUUUGGUUCGAUCUUCUCUUAUGUACCUGCCACAGAAAUAAUCAUUAUUUUCCCAUUCUAUAAAAUGGCAGAUAUGACAAUUCCUUCCAUUAUAGUUAAGUUAUGACAAUCAUGUUUGGGCUUAUUAAAAAGAUGGCGCUUGUCACAUUCCAAAUAUAACAAAAAUGAGGCUUAAUUAUUUUUCUGUGGGUAAAUAUGAUUUUUUUUUUUGCUUUUGGGUCUGAUAUUGGAACAAGGCUAAUGGCCAUUAACAUAUCAAAGAGAUUGACCCAUCAAUUAAGAAGUAAAAGUCACAUGGCUGGGCCAGACAUUCAGGCUUUUCCAGUGUAGAAUCUCACACCUUGCAGAGCCUUUGAGUAAUCACAGGAUACAUUCAUAUGAUAAAACCCUUUUCACAUUCCUAUGCAAUUUCCAUUACCCCUUCUGUCAUACAAUAAAAUUAAACCUUUCUGACCUUGACAAUAUUCCAAGCAGAUUAUCUAUGCACUACACAAAUUACAUUAAAGGACAAUAUUCCAUAGUGCAAUAAUGAGUAACACCUAUCAUUUUCUAUUUUGAUGAUUUUUUCCAAUAUUGUUUUUUUAUAUUUAUUGUACUCUCACCUAGAGUAUUGUGUUCAGUUCUAUAGAGCAGAUCCCAGGAGGACUUAGAGCAGCACUCUAUUAAAUCCGCAGUAUGAUGUCUCUGAUAUUGAUUUAGUGUAAAUGUUCAUUCUACACUUGUUUCUUCACCAUGCCUGUCUAUACAAGGAGAGUGACAACAGUAACUGCAAUUUGUAUAGAAUGCUGAAAUGCCCCCUUUUUUAAUCCAUUUUUCUGAUCUCAGCACUCAGCAUCCAAUUGACUUUCCUUCAUGGUGUGAAGCUCGAUACAACCCUCAGACCUGUCAGAUCUCCGUGGUACAGAAAGCUAAUCCAGAUCUACCAUGUGUGCACAGUGCAGAGUAUGAAUGGGGCUCAGCAGGCACACCAGAACCUACCUCGCAGGCCGUCUACCCUACACACAUGGGAAGAUAAAGACAGUACUUUGAGUGGAUUUAAUGUACUUUUAUGACUUAUCUGCUCU